UUUUGUUGUUCUAAAUUGAUGAGCUCUCAACUAAAAGAUAGAUAUGUUUUGGGGAAAAACAUUGGUUCAGGAGCGUAUGGCUCGGUGGCGAUGGCGCAUGAUAUGGAGACAAACUCAAAAGUAGCAAUAAAGAAGAUUACUAAGGCAUUCUCUGCUUUGACAUUGGUGAAACGCACUUUGAAAGUUAGAAUCCUUAGAGAUAUAAGGCAUAAAAAUAUCAUAAAGGUCUUGAACCUUUUUUCCGUUGGAGAUGAUGUUCAAGGCAAAGAUAUCUAUCUAGAAACUGAUCUACAUCAGAUAAUACAUUCUUCUCAGAAACUAACGGACCAACACAAUCAGUACUUUCUUUAUCAAAUACUAUGCGGGUUAAAGUACAUGCACUCUGUCGGCAUUGUUCAUCGGUAUCAUUAUAUUUCACGAAUAUUAUAUUUUAUCGAUAGGGAUCUAAAGCCGAGCAAUUUACUAAUAAAUGGAGACUGUCUACUAAAAAUAGCUGAUUUUGGAUUAGCACGUUCCGUGGAACAAUGUGCUCGUGAAGAGGGGACAAUUAUGACUCAAUAUGUGUCUACAAGGUGGUACCGCGCGCCAGAGUUACUUUUUUCACUUAUUGAUUACGGCACAAUGGUAGAUAUUUGGUCAGUUGGAACGAUUUUUGCGGAGAUGAUACAACGCAGGCAAUUGUUCCCUGGAAGGGACGCUGCUACACAAAUUAAAUUUUUUACCUUGGAACUCCAGAAGCUGAGGUAA
Molecule: messenger RNA, 747 nt
Organism: Meloidogyne enterolobii
Lineage: Eukaryota; Metazoa; Nematoda; Chromadorea; Rhabditida; Meloidogynidae
Source: the annotation of a GenBank genome assembly